Molecule: messenger RNA, 746 nt
Organism: Centruroides sculpturatus (bark scorpion)
Lineage: Eukaryota; Metazoa; Arthropoda; Arachnida; Scorpiones; Buthidae
Exons: 3
Coding region: 56-373 (105 amino acids)
Source: RefSeq, a predicted model, not a curated record
AGCAGUUCCAAAUUAACCAUUAUCUUCUUACUUUCCAAUAGCGAGUAGAAGCACCAUGAAGAGCUCCUUGUUGAUGUUCUUUAUUCUAAGUGUAACAUCACUAAAAUUCAGUGAGAUAGGAAAAAUUGGCAUUGAUUUCAUUGAUAAAAUUGUCGUUGAUCUCACUGAUAAUAUUGACGUUGAUCUCAUUGAUAAGAUCAUAAAUGAAUUGGAUAAAACAUUACAUAAUAUAACGAGUCAGUUACUGAAAUGUCUGGAUCCAAGUAUGAUACCAUCACUCACGUGUGAAGGUGACACAUUCAUUAAUAAUGUUCUUAACGUUAAAUUCUCAAGUCUUGUUGAUGUAACGUGCCUCAUAAAAAAGUUUGUUUAAGUAAUAAUAGUGCAAAUGCUGUGAAUUUGAUUAAAUGUCCUGUAAAAACAGUUUUAGUCGGAACAAGUUCAUUAUCGGAAGCAGUUCUUGGCAAUUUUGUAAACGAAAUAAAGCAAUGUAUUAUAAGUCUUUAUACCAAUGGUCGUAAUGGAGUUACCAAUUGUGAAUUAUUUGACAGCCUGCUACAAUUAAAUAUUACAUCUGUUCUAAAUAACUUAGAAUCUGGUCUUAUUUCAAAGACCACAACCAAUCUGGAAAAUUUAAUAAAAAAGUUUACAGAAAAUGUUAAUUCAACAUGUAAAAUUUUUUCUUAAUCAAUCAUCAUGCUUGAUGUAAAUUUACGAAGCAAUAAUAAAAUAUAAAUUCAAUUGAA